Fusarium graminearum PH-1 is the source of this 1440-nucleotide messenger RNA. RefSeq lists its product as uncharacterized. The transcript has 4 exons. The coding region runs from base 1 to 1440 and encodes 479 amino acids. Lineage: Eukaryota; Fungi; Ascomycota; Sordariomycetes; Hypocreales; Nectriaceae. The record is from RefSeq and is a predicted model, not a curated record.
AUGUCGCAGACAGAGCUUCACAACCCUCCGCCUACGACGGAUUUUUUAUUUGUCAAUAUUGCGCGACCACAGGAUAUCAAAAAUCGAAGGACACAAAAGAAAAUUAAUAGCCAUGUGAUGAAACCAAUUGGCCUCACUCGGAGGCGUCACCGGCCAAACAAGGCGAUACCGAUUACUCUGCCGUCGCCGGCUCAUUCAGACUCAAACGGCUCCGAAAAAUUGCCCGUCCCGACUGUUGUUAGCACCGCAGACUCUCUUCCACGCGAUGAAAAUCCGCGAGAUCGUGAUGAGUCAGAUCAUAAUGCAUCAGCCCAGGAUACACCAUCAUCAGCUCCCAUACCUCGGCACUGCCUGCGUCUCAUUCCAUCUCCCGUUCCUGAGCAAAAGAAGUUCAGAUCACUUCCCAUGUCUGCGCGCACCAGAAAAAUGAUUCAUUUCUUGGCUAUAGCUCAAGAGGCGCCUGUAUGUCAGCUGAUGCGGGAACUUUGUUUCUCUCUGUCCUUCGUUGAUGAAAGUGCCUUUCAUUUAGCUCUGGCUCGGCUUGAGGUCGACCCCGAGCGCACUGGAGGACAAGAACCACACGAGACCGCUUCCAGUCUGUUGCACUAUGAUGCCUCGGUUGAAAAUCUGAGGCAAAGGUUUGACGGCCCGGUUGUUAAAGCUCAUGAAGCCAUCAUCGGUGUGGUUGUUAAUUUGGCAUGCUACGAUCUGUUUACCAAUAACAUCAAAAGGUGGAAAACUCAUAUGGUGGAUUUGAUCGGCUCCAUGGCUUUGGAUCAAGUACCUUACUUGGCAUUCCAGAAAGGCCAUACAGACAGGUCUCAAAGAAUAUACGAGGUGGUGGGUUCGUCGCUAGAUGUUGAGAAACGCUGUCACGCCAAUAUCAACGAGAUUCUUCAGAUGCUUUCGAGAUUGUCGAGCUUGGCUAGAGGAAAGUCUGAGUUUGAACAGAGUCAGGACGAUGAUCUCCUUGAAGCUUUACAAGCAACAAUUCAUUCUGUCCUCACGUUGCCUCGAUAUGGGAACCUUGAGUCAGACGAAGAUUCACGCGAGCUUUGUUUGAGAACAUACGAGAUAGUCCGACUUGCCGCCCUUCUAUAUCUCUCUGGACCUACGACAUUCUUAGCUGGAAAUCGACGCUUCAACUUGGUAACUCCACAGUUCAGAGGACGACUGUCCAGGCUUUAUGGUGAGCAGGGGCUACCCAGCUCGGUUUCUCAGCCUUUGAAACUGUUUGUUUUAGUUGCUGGAGCUAUUGUUGAAGUGGAUAAUGACAGGCAAUUCUUUGUGAACCAUCUGAGUCAUGUUGUAUCGCUGAGGAAGUUGAGUUGGGAGGAUGUGAUGAGUGAGCUUCGGUCUAUGGCGUGGUUUGAUGUUGUUUGGUCGAUGGAUCUGGAUAGGCUUCGGGGCGACUUGGCUGUUAAAAUGACGGGCCCAUGA